AUAAUGCAUGCUAUUAAACAGUAUGUUUGUAUUGAAUAUGAUGUAGUAAAAGGAUCUGAUAUCAUGACUGCUACAAAAAAUCUUGCAGAAACAUAUUUGGCAAAGACUAUUGCUGGAAUAUCUAAAUAUAAUUUCUGGCAAUGGCCAAUCGCAGGCCCAUUAGCAGGAUAUAUUGUAGCCUGUCUAUUGCCACAUUUUGGAGCUUCGAUUCAUUUUUCUCCUGCCAUGAUCACUAGCUUGUAUUUCAUUGAUACUGCAAGAGAAAAUAAUACAGAAAAAGGAUGGGUGUUGCAUAAGAAUAUAGUAUAUAGUAAUCGAGAUAGAGGAAAACGAAUAACAGCUAAAGAUAUGUAUGUUAGGUUAAAAGAAUUCGCAAAUAAUAGUGAAUUAGAACAGGAUGAAGUGCCAAAAGUUUCAACAAUUCAAGGAUGGAUAUCACGGUACUACAAAACAUUUUUGGAUCAGGCAACAAGAACUGCACUACAAUCUAAUUUGGGCGAAGACAUUUCAGAGGGAAGUAUAUAA
This is a messenger RNA of Cetraspora pellucida, 525 nucleotides long. NCBI's taxonomy places the organism in Eukaryota, Fungi, Glomeromycota, Glomeromycetes, Diversisporales, Gigasporaceae. The record is from the annotation of a GenBank genome assembly.